UCUUUAUUGGUCAAUCCCUCUGGCUUUUUUGCUUACCUCAUCAUCGCCGGUCUGCUUAGCUGUUUACAUCUGUUAUGUGCUUUCCUCACCAGAUGUGUCGUACGCUUGUUGCUAGCAAGCUAAAGGUUAAUGAGGCAGCGGUUCGGUGUUUUCCGUACCGAGGUGGAUCUAAAACUCUACACGCUGCUGCUGGAGGGAGAAAUGUGCGCAGAAGAACAGGCACUCGAGGGGUUUCUGUUUUAUUAUGGGGUAAAUUUUUUAAUGGGAUUUUGACUCAGCAAAGUAAUUAAAUUAGACUUGACAGAAAGCUGAGAUACAACACCUCGCUUACGUUUCAGAGUAGCUAAUUAGGUGUCCAAAUGUGAUGUGAUGAAGUGGAGAAAUGCGGCGAUGAAACCCGUUUUUUGUCCUGUGCUGUGGUUCUGUUUCGGUUUUCAUUUAUCCCCAGAUGCUCCUCCUGGCUUUGACACAUCUCUCCACUGUCACCUGAUUACAGGGAAUCUGACACCGAGAUGAAGAGGGAAUUUCUUUUUGUCCUACCUCCUACGCGGGCAACAUUUAACUUACUGAGUGGAAACGCUUCAUGAUAAGUUUAUAAAAAGACAGUAACAUGUUAAAAAGGGAACCGAAAACUGAUCUGUUGUCAUUCAGCUGUGUUCAGCUACUCCCAGAGUGGAAAAAGUUCGUCUAGUUAUACCGGUAGUGUAUUCAACUAUAUCUUACCCCUGUCGAGAGCUGAUUGAGGCGUGUGGUGCCGACACUUUCCUUUAAACUGUUUUGUGUCUCGCGAGCCACAAUGUCGGACACAGAGAGGUCUCUGCCAGCCCUCAGGAGGCUCUGCUAUGCGGUGGGACACUUUCUCAACGACCUGUGUGCCUCUAUGUGGUUCACAUACCUACUGGUGUUCUACCACUCAGUACUGGGAUUCAACAACACAUAUGCAGGUGUGUUGCUGCUGGUUGGGCAGAUAGCUGAUGGCAUCUGUACGCCUCUCAUUGGCUAUGAGUCUGACCGAACCCCUGGCUGUGGCAACUAUGGCAAAAGGAAGACAUGGCAUUUAGUGGGUACACUGAGCGUGGUGCUAUCCUUUGCUUUCAUCUUCAACCAGUGUCUGGGCUGUAGCUCAUUCACCCCCCAGUGGGCCAGUUUGAUCUACUUCGUCCCGUUCAUCAUCAUCUUUCAGUUUGGCUGGGCCGCCACCCAGAUCUCCCACCUGUCUCUCAUUCCAGAGCUGGUCUCCUGUGAGCACGCUAAAGUAGAACUCACUGCAUACCGAUACGCGUUCACAGUGAUAGCCAACAUCACAGUGUAUGCAGUAGCUUACCUGCUGUUCCACGUGCAGGCCGGAGGGGACGAAGAUCCGCUCAGUGAUGCACUUGGACCAGUCGAUAUCCCCGUCUUCAGGAAUCUGGCGCUGAUUGUGCUGGGCAUUGGCGCUCUCUUCUCCCUCCUCUUCCACCUGGGAAUCAAAGAGAGGAGAGCUGGAGCAGGAGGAGAGGCUGGAGAAGAGGAGGGGAGGAGUAGGGAGAGGAUGGAGGAGGAAGAGGAGGAGGAGGGGGAGCGGAGGCCUCUGCUUCCUCGCCAUAAAACCUCCGCGUCUCCUCUGCAGUGGAAAUGUUGGCUGCAGCAGCCCUCUUUUUACCAGGUGGCCUUACUCUACAUGUCAACCAGGUUAAUGGUCAAUCUGUCUCAGACAUACAUCUCAAUGUAUCUCAUCAACACUCUGGGGCUGCCCAAGAAGUUCAUUGCAACCAUCCCAUUAGUGAUGUACGUGAGUGGCUUCCUGUCCUCCUUCAUCAUGAAGCCUGUCAGUAAGCUUAUUGGAAAAUGUCUCACCUACUUCAUAGGCCUCUUGCUGAUCAUGGCCUUCUCCUACUGGGUGCUAUUGGAUGACAAGAUGGGCCAGUGGGUGUAUGGGCCUGCUGUGCUGCUGGGGGCGGGGUCCGCCACCAUCCUGGUCAUAUCGCUCUCCAUGACUGCUGAGCUCAUCGGCAAUCAGACACAAAGUGGAGCAUUUGUGUACGGAGCCAUGAGUUUCACUGAUAAAGUGGCUAAUGGAGUGGCUGUGAUGAUCAUUCAGACUCUGCAUCCCUGCCAUACUGUGGUGUGCUGUCCUGCCUGUGUGUGGUUCUAUCACUACGUCAUGGUCAUAGUAACAGGAGGCAUGGCAGUUGUCGCAGCUUUAACGCUCUGCUCCAUCCUCAUCUGGCCAAUACAGAUCAGACCACGUGGUCUGACAGUCAUCUCUGAUGAUGCAGCCAGAGUCAACUAACAAUCCCUCCCCCACCUUCCCGCCAACUGACACCGCAGGGUACAUCAAGGAAACACAAAUCCUGGGCCAGUCUCAGCUGGACAGGAAGUGCUUUCACUUUUGUUUCUUUUUAAGAUUCAUCUCUAGUUUUUCAGGGAAGAGCAGCAGGGGGGGAUCCCUGACUGGCUGCUCGACUGGUGCACUUUAUGUGGCACAUUUAGCACUUCUGAUCAAGUUACAGGAGUGAGCAGGGAAACCAGAGGAACUGAUAGGGAGAUUUUUUAUUUUAUGCCUUACUGACAGUUCUGGCCAUUUUCAAAACUAGAUCUUGUUUUCCAACCGUUUUUCAAUAAUUUUUAUAUUGCAGCACGGUAAUUACAAAAAUCAGGUUAUUAUAGGUUAAUUUUAUUGUAGUGACAUGAAUAAUUCGACAGGCAGUAGCUGUCCUGACUCCACCUUAAUUGAUGGAUUUUCACGUUUUUUCGUGGGGAUGCGUCGUUGAGUCAAUUUGUGCCACCCUGGACUAAUUCCUUAUAAAUUGCAUCUAACCCUUUUUUUGAAUAUGCAAUUGCGUUGCCUCUAAAAUUCACUUAGUGUUCUGUCUGAUUCUGAACACACAGUACUGUGUUAAGUCAACAGCGCUGGUAUGAAUUUAUCGGCAGUGAUAGUAAGAAGGGCCAGAUUAGUAUAACCAUGCUGUAUAAAUAUGAUUGGCUGUUACUAAUCAGCAGGUAGGCAGGUAGGUAACAGAUGACUGAGCAUGGAGCAUGAAUGAAGCAUGUCUUCAGCUCUCAUCCAUAAUGUUGGUCCAUGCAUCACUAUAUUUUGAUACACAUUCAUUCCAAUCGUAAUAUUUUCAGUAUUUUACACAUUCUUUGUCACAUAUUCAGUUGUAGAAUCCUAUCACAGAACCCAACCAACACACAAAACAGCUACAUGAUAGCUAACAUCUAUACAGGCCCGCAGAUAUAGCGGGAGUGGAAUGAAGAAUAAUAGGUCAUUGAUUGUAUAGAUUCUUUACACACUGCAGUAUUGUGACCACAGAACUGUGAGCAGGAACAUGCUUUGGAUGCUUUACGGGUUGAUUUUGCUUCAUGAUUUUCCAUGGUACGACAUCAGCUACAGCUUGUAAACAAUUAUACACAACUUUGGAAAAUGAUGGGAAAACAAGAUCCAGUGUCCACAGCAUGUCUGCGGAGAAAUACGAGGAAACACUGGGAACAGACUGACCUGUUCCUGGCAGAUACCUCACCUGACUGCAGGCUUUAGCUCAUCUUAAGUGGAUCACUUCAGAAGGGAACUGCUAUCCUGUGGCUGCACAAACGGACAUCAGAGUCUACAGGAUGGUGAGGAAAACCAGCUAUAGUGUGAGAUGUAUUCAAGGGAUUAAGCUCAGAAACACCAAAGAAGAAGCAGGGAGCAUUUUAAAUCCAGUCAGUACUUGCUGCUGAUGUGACACAUAACUACAUUCCAAAAUCAUUCCUGAGAUUCUAAAUGGGGUGGUUAAUUAAGAGAUCAUUACACUAUAUUUCCUCCACAAGUAGGACACAGUGAAAAGCCACUACAUUUACACAGACUGUCACUGGAAACAUGAAAACUGAGUCAGAAAUCCAGACGGUCAUGAAGACGAGAAUUAAGGCCUUUAACAAAAAGUUCAACAAUGUCACUUGAAUGUUACUGCAGCAGCAAACGCAACCUCAGAAUAGGUAUGGGACGAUAUGAAUAUUUCAUGUCAAGUUUGUGCUGGCCAAUAUUUUACAGAAAAUCAUCAAAGUAUGCUUAAAACUCUAAAAUUGCACUAAAACAUACUGGAAUCACUUUACCUUACAUUUUGUUAAGAAACAUACAUUUUUAUUACUUCAGAUAGGGCACACUUCUUCUUUUAGUGAACAUCCUUUUAAGUGAAAAACAAACUAUCUUGAAAAGCCAAGCUUCUCAAUUAUUUGAAACAGCAUUAUAUAUUUUAAUAUGAAAUGUGCUCGAUAAGGAUCAUCUGUGUUUUGUUUUUUUUGUUUGUUUUAAGGUUGGUGCGUACACAGCUUGUUUCUGCAGAGUCUCUUUUAUUGUUGGUUGCCCAGCAGUCUCUCUGGCUGCUGCUGUUCGUUAUUUUCCCCGAUAAUGGAAAUUCACCGUGAUCAACUUACUGUGAUUUUAAUGCGAUCCGCAAUAAAUUCGUAUAUCCUCCAAGCAGCAACCUCGUGGGCUGACCAAAAGCUGCAGUUCCUUUAAUGUCCACUUGAGGCUGGCUCCGAGAGCAAGUCAAUCCUCAUAGACACUCAUGCUAAAAUGCCCAAUUUUACAGCAGAAAUGAACAUGUUUACAGGCUGGUCCAAAAACAGUUUUGGUCUCUAUAGCUAAUUUCAACAUUCAUUGCUGUACCGUGUGUGAAUUUUUAUAACUCACCAGUUUAAAUGUUAGUACGCAUUAAAGCUAUACAUAAUUAAGGGCGUGGCCACUUUGUUACAGUUGCUGUCUGUUGACAAAUCGCUGCCACAGCGACAACAUUGGUGAGAUAACAUAAUCAUGGCGUAACCCUAGAUCCACAGAGUAAUUGGCGUAGGCGUUGCCGUCGCCAUUUCAUUGGGUUUUCAGUCCAUGAAUGUUGAGUGUAACGUUUCGAUUGUCUAAAAAAGUCUUGCUAAAAAAAACACACAAAAAAAACCCCUCCAAUAAGUCGGAUAUUCAGUCUUUCUGAUAAGUACGUUUUGUUUUAAUGCUUUUGAGCCUGUCUUUCUCUAGCAAAAAUUAGCAUUGUUACACUUAACCAUAGCUGUAAAUGCUUUGUGCAAAUCAUGCUAGCAGCUAGCAUUAGGGUAAGGGCCACCCUCUUGGUCAAAUAUGGUCACUUCUGGCUCCUAAACUACAAGUCAAAAUGCCAAAGUCUGGUCCACAAACCAAUGGGGGAUGUGACGUUGCGGUGGCUAUGUCCAUUAUUUUAUACACUCUAUGAUAUCGUCCCAUUCCUACCUGAGAAUAAGUUAACUUUUUCCUAAGUUCAGCAGAUAGGGAGGCAUUACUGUACUGCCUGUUGACUCAUUUGACAUCAUACACAUAACUUGUAUGUGAGCCAUAUGGAACAACACGUUAUGAUAUGAUCAUAUUUCUAUUUGAAUCAUUUUUCUUUGUACAGUAUUUUCUCUUUUCACAAUAAAGUGCUCCAGGGAUGAUGUUUUUCAGUAGGCCAACUUGGAAGUUAGCAUCGCACUGGUUCCCUUGUCAAAGUCUAUGGGAUUUUUCCAUUGGAGUUUGGAUUAUUGCAGAAAAUAAACUCUGGCAAACAAAUGUUUCUGAUACACGUUUUGUUCAGCAAGAUAAUCUUCACAAAUGAACACCACUUUCAUGAUUAUUAAAAAUUAAAUGCAAUCACCAGAAGUAAAAAGCUAACAUUAAGCUAUAAAUAAACUACCCCACUGUCACAUGAUUUAACAUCCCUACCACGAUGAAGCCGUAAAGCCAUGUAGGCAUGAUGACUUCUGUCAUCUUAUUUUGCCACUUGUUAGCAACCGUCUUUUUCAAAAAUUUACGAGUGGGACAUUUAUGGACCUAUUUUAUGUUGUAGAGCAAGACAUCAAAGUCUUUUAGGCUUGUGUGAACUACACACCUUAUAUCAAUCAUCCAACCACAAAUUCAUUCAAAAAGCCCAUUAACUAUGAGACGAGGGAACCAUCAGUGCCAAAAUGCUAACUCAGUUCCAGGUUUUAGCACCCAUUACUGGGGCAACUCUAUCACGGACCAAAUGGAACAAAAUAAAUAAUUUUAUGUAAUCAAAAGAAACUUGAAUAGUAGAAAUAUAUUUGACAUAAAAUAACUUAAAGGGAUCAAUGCUAUGUGUAUUCAUAUAAUGUAAGAAUACCAAUAUAAGGGAAGUAUACUGAUAAAUGAUUGAAACAGGCACUGGUGUUUGACUGGGAGCUGUGGGAAAAUGUGUGUUCAGUUCCAGUUGAGUAGAGUGUUUGUCAUGUCCAGCCAGCCCUGUGCCAAAGCUCUCUGUGACUUGCGUGAUAAUCUCUCAUCCUGAUUGUUUAUAUUUAUGUUUUUACUUCCUUUUUAUGUCUUUGUUGCCUCAGAGACUUCUGUGAUUCUACAUGUGUUCGGGGUUGUUUUAUAAAGAGACACUCAUUAAAACAAGUUUCAUAAGGUGCAACUCGA
Messenger RNA from Epinephelus moara (kelp grouper), 6400 nucleotides. Its product is annotated as major facilitator superfamily domain-containing protein 12-like. Bases 797 to 2272 code for a protein of 491 amino acids. The record is from RefSeq and is a predicted model, not a curated record. The transcript is spliced from 11 exons. Lineage: Eukaryota; Metazoa; Chordata; Actinopteri; Perciformes; Serranidae. Gene Ontology annotation, cellular component: membrane. Gene Ontology annotation, biological process: carbohydrate transport. Gene Ontology annotation, molecular function: symporter activity.